Fusarium sp. VM40 is the source of this 2952-nucleotide messenger RNA. Lineage: Eukaryota; Fungi; Ascomycota; Sordariomycetes; Hypocreales; Nectriaceae. The record is from the annotation of a GenBank genome assembly.
AUGAGUUCCUCGUCAAAUGGAUACUCAAGCUUCGACUCAACCCCUGUCAAUCAGCACAACUUCAAUGCUGGGCCUAUUUUCUCAGCUGUUGGCGAAUGGCCAUGGACGGAUAUCAAUGGGGGUGCAUACUCGCAAGUACUCAUGCCCACGGGUCGAAGCGAGGCCAAUGGGUUGACCAUGCGAAGACUACGAACUUGGGUAUGGUUCAUUCUUAGGGCCAGAGUAGUACUUCGCAAUGCACGCCGGAAAAAUGGGCGACGGCAUAAGGCUUUGGAUUGCCCAUCAUGGUCUGCUGGAACCAAUAAUGCCAACCAUCCGGGGUCAUCGCUGAGUCUGUCUGACUGGGAUGACACGGCCUUCAAUCUCAUGGUCACUGACGACCAGGUCUAUCUACGCGGCUCGAUUGGUCUCUCCAGUACUAUGUUCCCGGACAAUGUCCUGGGCAUAAUGACAGGUGAUGGAAAUUCCCUGCUCCCGGAACAAACGAAUAUACCUCGACAAGCCACAGUUUUGUCCGAAGAAGAGGUGCUCCCGUACCCAGGGCUGGGGUCUGCGAUAGGGCCCGGCGAAGCAACGCCAUCUGAGAGUGUGUCGAGUCAGCAUCAGCCUGAGGUCAUUUCUUCCAGUCGCUCCAGAAAGCGUCCAGUCGAUUGUCUAGACCUCGGCGAUUCAUCAGCUGAAGAGACUGAGCACAAGCCGAGAAACAAGAAACGAUCGGUAAAGGCUUCAAACUCAAACUCACCACUAUUUGCGUGUCCAUUCUACAAGCAUGACCCAGAACGGUAUGAAGCCGCGAGAAGCUGCUGCGGACCCGGGUGGUCAACGGUUCAUAGACUCAAGGAACAUAUCUUCCGAAGCCACAAGCUCCCAGAACACCAAUGUCGUCGCUGUCUCGAGGUUUUCGAAGGAGAAGUCGCUCUCUACGAACACUCGAGGUCCCCUGAUGGUUGCAAGGUCCAAACUUGCAAUUCUCAGGAGGAAGGCAUCGACGCAGGUCAAGAGAAGCUGCUGCACGUCAGGGCCAAGAAACGCAGAAACACGGAAUCCCAUCAGAAAAAGGUUGAGGAGGAUAGAUGGAACGAGGUCUACAGGAUCAUAUUUCCAGAUGAGGACCAGGUGCCCUCACCAUACUACAAUCGCUUGCAGAAACUUAGUGUUGAUGAGUUUGGAAGAAAGAUGGUUGCUGAGUUCGAUAAACGCAUAUUGGCUGAGCUAGACUCCGCGACUAUGCAACCGAUCUCGUUGACUACUAUUGCAAAAGCCACUCGUAGUGUGGUGUUGAAGAGUAUAGAGUCUUGUCGGCAGGAUAACGAGGAUUCUGACAGCCAACACUCACAAUUGACUGCUUCUCAAACUCAAAAUCUUCGGUCAUCUCUAGGAGUUGGAUCACACUUACAUGGCGUCAACAACGAUCUUUUCAGAGGGCUUGAUAGCGAGAAAACCUUGACACAGAUGAUACCAACGUCUGACAUGGGACUUGGUCCGAUCAUGGUUAAAAGUCUCCCGCCAAUCUUGGACCGCAUAGGAACAAAGUGUGAUAUAACUAACGCUCCUGUCGAUACGAAUAAUCACAGCAGUGCCGCGGGCGAGCAAUCCUCCAACCCUUCCAAAGAGCUUGACAAUGGUCGCGGUUCUCGCUUUAUUUCCCGUCAGCCAAAGACUCUGGACCUGACUGCUAAGCAGUCAUCUCGUCCUUCGUCUUCUAAUCACUCAGAAUAUGGCUCCGAUGAAGAUGAUUCGGCGGACAGCACCCACCCAUCGCCUAGCACCGACCAGGAGUCUUCGGCAUCAGCUGUUGCGGAUGCAGAGAGCAGAUCGAAUGAAAUACUUGAUACACUGAUGUCUAAACUCCAGGAGUGGCUAGAGAUUAGACUGCGACAACAUGGGAUGCAGGAUGCUGAGCAGGGUUCAAAUCACGAGUCUACAUCAGCAAUAAUCUUCCUUGGUCACUCUGGUGCAUCUUCUUUGGGCACUCGAAUACCGAAACGUCGGAGGAAUGAUUCUAAUGAUGAGCUUAGCGAUGAUGAUGAUGGAAAAGAACUAGACCAUAAUCAGAAGGAAGGGAAAUCGGGCGGUACCGUCGAGUCCCGAUAUGUCUGUCCCUUCUUCAAACACAAUCGUGAGAGAUAUCAGACAUCUCAGUGGAAAAGCUGCUGUUGGCCAGGCUGGGUCUCUGCUCACCGAGUCAAGGAGCACCUUUACCGGCGCCACAUGUUCCCAAAAUUCCGCUGCAACAGGUGUAGACAAGAUCUCAAGUCAUCCGCUCGCCUCAAUGAGCACCAGAGAGCCGAUAUCAUCUGCCAGAGACAGAGUGAAGAGCCUGAGGAAGAGGGUAUCGACGAGGAAAAAGAAAAGCUACUGCGUGCCAGGAAGAGAAAAAAUGGAAAGUCUCGACAGAUGGGAGAAGAGGGAAAAUGGGUCGAGAUUUACAAGAUCCUUUUCCCUCAUGAUGACCCAGUACCUUCACCAUAUCCUGAACUUUGUCCUGUCCAACCAGGCCGAGAAGGCGAACACCUUGGAGCCAAUGUCUUGGACAGUUUCGAGAACUUCGCACGACGAGAAUUCUCGAGACGCAUGCGACCUCGCAUGGAAAGCCUAGUUGACGGCAUACUUGAGGAAACACUCACAUCCCAAGCCAUCACGGAUAUCGCCAACAAUGUCCUGCAAGGCAUAAUGGAAUCUUUCCGCGCAAGCCAAGACCAGUCAAAUUGUCAGCCCGAAGCUCAAGGAUCGCCUCCGAGGAGCCCCAGUCCUGAGAGGAUGCCCUCUGAUAGCUCUUCGCAUGCACCUCAGGACAAUGGUGACUUUUACAUACAAGGCAGCACGUUUACGGACUUCGAUAUUGACUUGGCCGAAAUCUUGAACUGCAAGGAUGGCUAUCAAGCAAUGGAUUUUACAUAUUGGCCAACUGGAGUUGAAGUCAUAGACGCUUUUCAGCCCACGGGUGUUUAG